CAGCUCUAGGUUAAGAAACUUCUGGAGAUGUUGGGGUGAAGCCUGGGUAGGGGUGUGAGCUCAGCAAGGACAGUGACAUUUAAAAAGAAGACAUUGUCAGCUCCUGGAUGCAGUGUUAAUAAAACCAACAAUGAAAAAAAGAGACAAACUCUUUGUAGUAGCAUACUUCUUAAAUAUUCUUAAUGGAAUUUUCUUGCUAUUAGGUCUUAUGCUUAUAGCAUUUGGUCACUGGAUUUUGCUUGAUGGGAACAAAUUUGUCACAUUUUUAUUAUCUACAGGUGAAAAUGCUUUGAUGGGUUACAUUUCUAAUAUGCUACUUGCCACUGGAUCCAUCAUUGUCUUCAUUGGUCUCUUAGGAUACCUAGGAAGCAUUAGACGAAUCAGAUGCUUAGUCACUGUGUAUAUGGUUCUUGUUUUCCUUGUCUUUGUUGUCCAAGUUGGAAUGCUCAUACAUCUUUAUAUGGGAACUGAAAUGGUUAACAAACUGUGGAAAGUUCAAAUGGAUGAACUUAUUUCUACAUAUGGGAAUAAAAACCAGCUUGAAAAGGAACCUCAGUGGGAUAUUCUGAACAGUAUUCAGCAUAUGCUACAAUGCUGUGGGAGACACAAUUUCACUGACUGGAAAGGGAAUAAACACAAAGAACUUAUAAAUCAGGUGCCCUGUUCUUGCACAACCUCUAACACAAAAGAAUGGUUUUGUGAUGCCCUGAAAAAUGCCACAUACACUAAGGGUUGUGAGGAAGAUAUUGAGGCAUGGUAUGAAGAAAAUAUUUGGCUUUUAUUUGUGAUUCAUUUUGUACUGCUAGCUGUUGAAGCUCUUCAGUUCAUAGUCUCCACCUGGCUAUGUGGCAUAAUGAGGAGGAAUGUGGUUCUGGCCACCAAGUAGCAAAAUGUUUGUGCUGCCUUUGUACAGAUAAACUCUAUACUACAUGUUAGAGGACCCUUGAAUGUCAUUGUUACUCCAAUAGAUACUAUUCAACACCAUUGGUCCACAUUUUGAUCAUAAUUGCAAAUCAGGUCCUGUAGAAGGAGUUAUUUUUAAAUAUUAUGACUUCAAGAUGACGUGAUCCUAGAUUUAGAUGUAUUAUGUUCACAUUUGAAUAAUAAAAUCUCAUUAGUCAAA
Sphaerodactylus townsendi is the source of this 1123-nucleotide messenger RNA. It is a transcript of the gene TSPAN19, whose product is annotated as tetraspanin 19. The coding region runs from base 131 to 886 and encodes 251 amino acids. Gene Ontology annotation, cellular component: membrane. The record is from RefSeq and is a predicted model, not a curated record. The transcript has 10 exons. NCBI's taxonomy places the organism in Eukaryota, Metazoa, Chordata, Lepidosauria, Squamata, Sphaerodactylidae.